This is a messenger RNA of Cynocephalus volans (Philippine flying lemur), 7259 nucleotides long. RefSeq names its product mitotic deacetylase associated SANT domain protein (gene MIDEAS). Lineage: Eukaryota; Metazoa; Chordata; Mammalia; Dermoptera; Cynocephalidae. Gene Ontology annotation, cellular component: transcription regulator complex; histone deacetylase complex. The coding region runs from base 667 to 3951 and encodes 1094 amino acids. The record is from RefSeq and is a predicted model, not a curated record. The transcript is spliced from 14 exons. Gene Ontology annotation, molecular function: transcription corepressor activity. Gene Ontology annotation, biological process: negative regulation of DNA-templated transcription; regulation of transcription by RNA polymerase II.
CAACAAAGUUUGAGUCUGCGGGUCGCGCUCGCCUGCCAGCCGCGCCCCGCACCCCUCCGAGCCUCCCCGGGACCCAGCGCGCAGCUGUGAGCUCAACCGAUGAGUCAGAGCCGUGCAAUCCUGACACUGCAUCGCAGGACUGGGGGUGACACGAAGGGAGGGCGAGCGCUCGCGAGGCGGACAGCACGGGCGCCGAGGCUCCUGCGCCGCGAGCGGGGGCUGACAGCCCGCGCGUCCCGCCCGGCCCUGCCAGCAAACUUCCCAGCCUCGGGAGGCGCGGGCUGGCGGAAGCUCCGUGAGCGCCGCGGGGAGGCGACGGCUCCUGUUUGUUUUUAAAAUCGGGGAGUGCGUGCAGGCGGCUGGAGUCCCGGAGGCGACCGAAGGCGGCGGCCCACGGCGGAAGGGGGCAGCCGAGGCCGAAGCUCGGGCAGGAGCGGGGUCCAGGACACUGUGGAGUAUCAUGAACUAGGACGAGUAGACAGCCCAAGAACCCUCCAGAAGAGGAAGGGAGAGCCGGCCGUUCCUUCCCUGUGCUGACCACGUUGUCCAGCUUCUGCCUCCUCUGCCCCUGCUCUGCCCUCACUGGCCCCUGAGCUGCCGGGCUUCCAGUAGGGCCUCUCCCCAGGGAAUGGAGAGCUGGUGAAGCAGGUCUGACUGCCGCACACCAUGAACUUCCAGGCCCAGCCCAAGGCUCAGAGCAAGCGGAAGCGUUGUCUCUUUGGGGACCAGGAAUCAGCUCCCAAGGAGCAGCCCCCAGCCCUGCAGGCCCCCCAGCAGUCUGUCAGAGUGAAGGAGGAGCAAUACGUGGGGCACGAGUGUCCGGCAGGGGCUGCCUCCACCUCUCAGCCUGUGGAACUGCCCCCUCCCAACAGCCUGGCCCUGCUGAACUCUGUGGUGUAUGGGCCGGAGCGAACCACAGCAGCCAUGUUGUCCCAGCAGGUGGGCUCAGUCAAGUGGCCUAACUCUGUAAUGGCUCCUGGGCGGGGCCUGGAGCGUGGAGGAGGUGGGGGUGUCAGUGACAGUGGCUGGCAGCAGCAGCCAGGCCAGCCUCCACCUCACUCAACGUGGAACCGCCACAACCUGUCCCUCUACAGUGGACCCAAGGGGAGCCCUCAUCCUGGUGUGGGGGUCUCUACCUACUAUAACCACCCUGAGGCACUGAAGCGGGAGAAGGCAGGGGGCCCGCAGCUGGACCGCUAUGGAAACGCAGUGCACCCGGUGAUGGCACAGAAGGUGCAGCUGGAGGUAGGGCGGCCACAGGCGCCCCUGAACUCUUUCCACACAUCCAAGAAACCCCCAAACCAGACGCUGCCUCUGCAACCCUUCCAGCUGGCAUUUGGCCACCAGGUGAAUCGGCAGGUGUUCCGGCAGGGCCCACCGCCCCCAAACCCCGUCACCGCCUUCCCCCCACAGAAGCAGCAGCAGCAGCAGCAGGCAGCCCUACCCCAGAUGCAACUUUUUGAGAACUUCUACCCCAUGCAGCAGCAGCCCUCUCAGCAGCCCCAGGACUUUGGCCUGCAGCCGGCCGGGCCACUGGGGCAGUCCCACCUGGCUCAUCAUAGCAUGGCACCCUACCCCUUCCCCCCCAACCCUGAUUUGAACCCAGAACUGCGCAAGGCCCUCCUGCAGGAGUCAGCCCCGCAGCCUGUGCUACCUCAGGCCCAGAUCCCCUUCCCCCGCCGUUCCCGCCGCCUCUCUAAGGAGGGUAUCCUGCCUCCCACCACCCUGGAUGGGGCUGGCACCCAACCUGGGCAGGAGCCCACGGGCAAUCUAUUUCUGCAUCACUGGUCCCUGCAGCAGCCGCUGCCUGGCUCCCUGGGGCAGCCCCAUCCUGAAGCUCUAGGUUUCCCCCUGGAGCUGAGAGAGUCACAGCUCCUGCCUGAUGGGGAGAGACUGGCACCCAAUGGUCGGGAGCGGGAGGCUCCCUCCAUGGGCAAUGAGGACGGCAUGAGGGCAGUGGGUACAGGGGACUGUGGGCAGGUGCUACGGGGUGGGGUGAUCCAGAGCACACGACGGAGACGCCGGGCAUCCCAGGAGGCCAAUUUGCUGACCCUGGCCCAGAAGGCAGUGGAGCUGGCCUCGCUGCAGAACGCAAAGGAUGCCAACGGCUCUGAGGAGAAGCGGAAAAGUGUAUUGGCCUCAACUACCAAGUGUGGGGUGGAGUUUUCUGAGCCUUCCUUAGCUGCCAAGCGAGCACGAGAGGACAGCGGGAUGGUACCCCUCAUCAUCCCAGUGUCUGUGCCUGUGAGGACUGUGGACCCAACUGAGGCAGCCCAAGCUGGAGGUGUCGAUGAGGAUGGGAAGGGUCCUGAACAGAACCCCACUGAGCACAAGCCAUCGGUCAUUGUCACCCGCAGACGGUCCACCCGUUUCCCUGGGACAGAUGCUCCAGCUCAGGCUGAGGACAUGAAUGUCAAGUUGGAGGGGGAGGCUUCUGUGCGGAAACCAAAGCAGCGGCCACGGCCUGAGCCUCUGAUCAUCCCCACAAAAGCAGGCACCUUCAUCGCUCCUCCCAUCUACUCCAACAUCACCCCGUACCAGAGCCACCUGCGCUCUCCUGUCCGCCUAGCUGACCACCCCUCUGAGCGGAGCUUUGAGCUGCCCCCCUACACACCACCCCCCAUCCUUAGCCCCGUGCGAGAAGGCUCCGGCCUCUACUUCAAUGCCAUCAUAUCAACCAGCAGCAUCCCAGCCCCUCCUCCCAUCACGCCAAAGAGCGCCCAUCGCACCCUGCUGCGCUCUAACAGCGCUGAAGUCACCCCGCCUGUCCUCUCUGUGAUGGGGGAGGCCACCCCAGUGAGCAUUGAGCCACGGAUCAACGUGGGCUCCCGGUUCCAAGCGGAAAUCCCCUCAAUGAGGGAUCGUGCCUUGGCAGCUGCAGACCCCCACAAGGCUGAUUUGGUGUGGCAGCCAUGGGAGGACCUAGAGAGCAGCCGGGAGAAGCAGAGGCAAGUGGAAGACCUGCUGACAGCUGCCUGCUCCAGCAUUUUCCCUGGCGCUGGCACCAACCAGGAGCUGGCCCUGCACUGUUUGCACGAGUCCAGGGGAGACAUCCUGGAGACGCUGAAUAAGCUGCUACUGAAGACGCCCCUGCGGCCCUACAACCACCCACUGGCGACUUAUCACUACACAGGCUCCGACCAGUGGAAAAUGGCUGAGAGGAAGCUGUUCAACAAGGGCAUUGCCAUCUACAAGAAGGAUUUCUUCCUAGUACAGAAGCUGAUCCAGACCAAGACUGUGGCCCAGUGUGUGGAGUUCUAUUACACCUACAAGAAGCAGGUGAAAAUUGGCCGCAACGGGACUCUAACCUUUGGGGAUGUGGAUACAAGCGACGAGAAGUCGGCCCAGGAAGAGGUUGAAGUGGAUAUCAAGACUUCCCAGAAGUUCCCAAGGGUGCCUCCUCCCAGAAGAGAGUCCCCAAGUGAAGAGAGGCUGGAGCCCAAGAGGGAGGUGAAGGAGCCCAGGAAGGAGGGGGAGGAGGAGGUGCCAGAAACCCAGGAGAAGGGGGAGCAGGAAGAGGGGCGAGAGCGCAGCCGGCGGGCAGCGGCCGUCAAAGCCACACAGACACUACAGGCCAAUGAGUCGGCCAAUGACAUCCUCAUCCUCCGGAGCCACGAGUCCAACGCCCCGGGGUCUGCCGGUGGCCAGGCCUCAGAGAAGCCAAGGGAGGGGGCAGGCAAGUCACGAAGGGCACUACCUUUUUCGGAGAAGAAGAAACCAGAGACCUUUAAUAAGACCCAGAAUCAAGAGAACACAUUCCCUUGUAAAAAAUGUGGCAGGGUGUUUUACAAGGUGAAGAGCCGCAGCGCGCACAUGAAGAGCCACGCGGAGCAGGAGAAGAAGGCGGCGGCGCUGAAGCAGAAGGAGAAGGAGGCCGCGGCCGCCGCCGCAGCCGCCGCCCCGCACCAGCAGGCUGUGCGGGAGGAGGGCGGCGCGGGCGAGAAGGGCUGAGUGCGCCGGUGGCCGCGGCCCUCCUGGCCGCCGAGCGUCCGCAGACACCUGCAACCCCAAGAGCGAGGAGGAGGAGAGAAUCGCAGACUUUUCUCUGCGAAGCAAACAAGGCAGUGAAAUAAACGGCUCUUUUACUUAGAAAGGCCUCGGGAACGGCGUUAGGGGCUGCACGAUCCAGUUCUCUUUGCAGUGGGUCUGUCUGUCGGAAGGUGUCCUCAUGCCCUCCUGGAUCUGUGAGAGGCCUGGUCCCCUCCGGAGGCACUGGCUCCGCGCCGCGCCGCUCGCCUCACACUCCCGUCUCUGCUGCCGCCUCUGCUGCCGCGCAGUCUCUUCCCGCCUCUUCGCCUCCCCCUCCUCCCCUGAGUCUCCAGGAGACCACCAUGAGAGCCAAGCACAAGCUCACAACCUUCGCAGCAUUGUUCCCUCUCCAGAGGACCUCGAAGGCUGCACAGGCCCUGCCCCAAGCCCCAGAGAAAGGGACUUCCUUGGAGGGAGAGGGGUGGCUCUGAGAGGGGACUUAGCUUGACGCCUGUGCUGCCCCUGCACAGCUGUCCUCAGAGAGGCUACCUCCUCCCUGGGACGGAGGCCGAGGACAGGUACUAUCCCUUUGCUGCUUGCUAGCAGCCCUGCUGGGCCUGGAAAGGUUUCUCGAACAUUUGUGGAAGGGAAAGGAACUGUACAGAGGCUGGUUGCUGCAGGACUAGGCCUGAGGGAGCUUUCGACAAGCCUGGCUCUUUCUGCUUCCCACCUUUUUGCCAAAUACCUUUGGGCCCUGGAUGCUGCUACGGAAACAGCCUCAAGCAGGUCCUGGAGAGGCCCAGCCUGCUCCUCCUUGGUGCCAACUCCCUGCUUGCUGCUGUCCUGCCCUCAGCAGCUGCCACCUAAACCCACUGCACCCCACCCCAUCUAAUAUUAAUGUCCACAGCCCAGCCCACAGUCUUGCACGCAGGAGAUUUCUGGAUCCUUCCCUGGGAGGGGGAGGUCUCCUAACUAGAUUGGACAGGAGCCUUCAUUCUUUGACUCGUGUCAUUUGGGAGCUAUUUAUUUAUUCUUAAUAUUUAAUUUUUAACAUCCUCUCAGGGACCAGGGGCCUCCUGCUUUCCAGAGGCCCAAGUGCAUUUAUCCCAAAACAAGGCACCUUGACAACCCCAGCCCCCACCCCACCCCAAUCCCCAAGGCCCUAGGGUCCCUCACCUGUUUGCUAUGGAAGCUCUUGCCAAUAGGAACGAUAGUAGCACUGAAAGAGGGUGGAAAGGUCGAGGGUGACACUAGAAGCCACACAGAACAGCAGGAGGGAGGGAAGGCAGUUCUUAUUGCUACCCCUUCUCCAGCUGUACUUUGAAAUUGCGGAGGGAAUUGGCAGGAGGCCAGAAUUCUAGUUUUGUUUAUCAGGCCUGGAUUCUGGCUUGAAGAAGCCAUAUUUGGCUUGGAGUCACUGAAGUGAAUGGGCCAGAAGGUUGUGGAGGCCCCUUCACUUGUCAGUCCCAUGGAGGGCUGAGUUAUUUUUCUGAUCUUAUUUCUCAACUUUAAUUGUGCAAAAGAAGUUAUAAAUGAAUGCAUAUAUGACAUGUCAACAUGUUAGAAAGGAGCCAAAAAGUAUUCAUUCUGCUACUCCUUAUGAGAUAGCCUAAAGGCAUCAUGUCAGUAACUGGGAGUGGAGAGGGAGUUUUGUUCUUAAACUAUGCACUAUCAGGUAUUUUUCAACAUUCAUUUAUGCAUUAAUAUGGUUCUAGAGGACCCCUGCUAUUGGAGUAACAAAAUUCUCCCUCCUGACUCCUGGGCUGCUACAUAGAUUUCCAACUUUCCAGCUAGUUUCCUUCAUAGGCUUCUACAAACUCAGUGUCCCGAGAUUGCAAAAAUCUGAUGUACCCUCUAGAAGCAGGAGGGUAGCAAAUGUAGGCUCUCUUCUAAAUCACUUUUGUAAUAUGAGUGCCUUCACUGCUUAGCCCCAAAGUGCUACUUACGUUUCCCAAGAUUUUUUCUAUUUCAACUGUAUUGGUUUCAGGCCCCUUUAUGGACAUGCAGUAACAAACUUCUUUCAGUCACCUGAGACCUUUCUGUUCAGUGGUAACACCCAGUACUUAGAAAUCUUUUUUGAUGAGAAAGUGAUUCUACUCUUAGGGGCACAGAGGCCAGACCAGGUGAAUGUAGCUGGGGAAAAUCAAGAUGGUACCUCUGUGUUAAUCCUACCAAACACCGUAUUUGGGGAGGGUCCAUGCUCCAGGAGGCAUUUAUAUCUAGAAUGCAACGUGAAAAUUAAAAUGUUUAGAGGGCAGAUGCAAUUGUGGCAAGUGACCUGCCAAUAAAGUAGGUGCAGCCAUAGAAGCUGGCAUAGGUAUAAUGGUGCUUUCUCCCUAUGAACACAUUAGGCUUGUGUUUUGUGGUUUCCUUCUAUUCAGAGCUCUUUGCUUUAAGAAGUUAAAUGACAAACACCUCCAGCUUUACAAUGUCCUCCCUGUACCAUCUCACCAUAUCCAUCUCCCAGCGUCCAUCUGCAUUCAGCUAAGGGUAUGAAACUGACCUAGUGCCUGUGUUCCAGACCAUUUCUGAGGUCUCUUACCCAUCCAAGGAGACAGUGCUGUCAUUACUGUCCUCCAUGCCUUCAGCAGCCACCUUCACAGCUAAAGUACACAUCUGUCCCUUCUGCCACCCCAACUCCACCCCUGGCACAGAGGUCUUGUGCUGCUUAUCUCUAAAGGGAUCGCCUAUAUUUAACUGCCUCAGUGACCUAACCUCUUUCUUCUCAUGUGCCAGAUGUUAAGAUGAAGGAGGAAUAUAACACAUACUCAAGCCUCAGUUGUUUAAAUGUAUUUUUACUGGGGCUUACUUUUCUGGGAUGGUAUUUAUUAACAGACUGGCAAGCCUAACUCCUUAGGUUUACAGGAAGUAUGCAUAUUUUUAUAAAAAAUGUUCUCACAUUUUGCUGUGUUGACAUUUGCCUCUAACAAACAAUUUGCAGCUGUUUCACCUUUUCCUCAUUCGUGUCUAAGUUGAAGGCCUUGGUGGAGGGGACAGAGCACAGGAACAGCCUUGACAGUCUGUAAAUAUUGUACAAAUAUUUUAAUAGCAUAAAUAACUAUAUUCCUUUUAUUUUGAAACAAAAAUGAUCAGACACUGCCUUUUGUGUGUUUGCUGCCUGUGGCACCCUUUUUUAAAAAGACUGUUACAUAUUAAAAUAGUGUACAUAUAUAUAAAUAUUACCUCUUUUGCUGUACAGUUGUGAUAGACCAGACUGAAGAUUUUAUUUUUUGUGUGCUUUUUAUAAAAAAUAAUUAAUACACUAAAGAGAAUCUUGCUGAUGUGAUUGU